AUGGGUUGGUGGUUAUUAUUUAUAUUAUUAAUAUUACAAUGUAUUGAUGGAAAUAUUAUACUGAAACCUAAAAAUAGAAUUGUAUUUGAAGAGAAUGGAAUACCGAUAAAGAUAGCACAACUGUUUUUAGAGUUGGAGUCGGAAAAUGGUCAAUUUCAAAUAUUAUCAACUAAUCAAAAUCAGACUUAUUUAUGUCACUUGCCUCAAAAUAAAGAAAUAACAGUUAAAUUACCAGAAUUUACUAUGCCAAUAGAAGAACUAAAAUCAAAAGCGCUCGAAAUUUUGUUUUCUUCAUUCAGUAAUCAAAAUUGUACUUUUAAUUAUAACAUUCUUGCAAAUUAUUGGACGAUUGGAUAUUGUUUCGGUGAUAAAAUAAUUCAAUUCCAUGAAGAACUUGAAGAUUAUAUGUCAGGUAAUCAUAAACCAAGUAUACCAAAACAUAUUUAUACAUUAGGUAGAUUUCCAGGGUCCGAAAAAUUUAAUAAGAAAGUAAAGAUAAGAAACCAAGCUGGAAAAAAUAAAGUCAGUUUAAACCCAGUAGAUUUUAGUUUAUUUGAAGGUGAUUAUUCUAUAUUUGAAAAUUUGGAACCAGAUUCAGACUCUCAAAAUACUCAAAAAUUUUUAAAACAUACUUUAUUAGAUGGUGAACUUUGUGAUUUAACUAAUAGGCCCAGGAGUAUAGAUAUAGUAUAUAAAUGUGAUUUAACAAUUGAUUAUUUAUCCAUUUUGGAAAUUCAAGAAAUAAAAACAUGUCAUUACCAAAUGAUAAUUAACGUUCCUAAAUUAUGCACAAUCGAAGAAUUUAAAAAAAAUAUAAUUCAUGAUAAUAUAGUAGAUAUAAAAUGUAAAUCAAUAGAUUUUAAAAAUGAUGAAGAGAAAGAGGGACCUGUGUCAUUUGAUGAUUUUUUCAAAUUUCCAAAUGAGUUACCCAUUGUUGAGAAUAGAUUAUUUCCAAAUAAGAAUAAUUAUAAGAUUGAUCUUAAUGAUUAUUAUAUGUAUCCGAUGGGAUCUGGAUAUUACUUAGGAACAAGAAAUGAAUCACUAAAAACUUCAAAUCCAUAUUGGAAUAAUCGAAUGAUUUUCAUAUAUGCAUUCGAUAAAGUAGAAGAUACAUUUCCAUCCCUAUUUGCAUCAUUAAUGGAUAGAAGAAUACCUAGCCCAGUUUAUAUCAAUACUAAUAUGGCUACUUCCUUAUCUUGGACCGAUAGUUUUAUUGCUUGGUAUGAAAUAUACAAUAUAUUUGGUGAUUUUAUUGCGUUAUUUAGAAUUGAAAGGGAUGGAAAUUCGAAAACUCAUCAAUUAGAAAUACAAAAAGUUGAUCCUAUGACUUUGAAAGAUUCAGAUGGCGAUUCUGUGAUUAUUGAUAAAUUUAUAGCUCCUAAUAAUCAAUGGAAUUUUGAGACAUUUUUUAGACCUAAUUUACAAAAUGUUAUUGGUGAUAAAGUUACUGAGACUGUUACUGUUACAAUAGGAGAAAUAGGAGAAAUAGAAAUAGAAACAGAAACAGCUAUAAUCAACUUGGAAGCAAAAGAAGAAGUAGAAGAAGAGGAUAUAAAUCAUGAUGAAUUAUGA
Molecule: messenger RNA, 1572 nt
Organism: Insectozyma verbasci
Lineage: Eukaryota; Fungi; Ascomycota; Pichiomycetes; Serinales; Debaryomycetaceae
Source: the annotation of a GenBank genome assembly